Vespula pensylvanica (western yellowjacket) is the source of this 1450-nucleotide messenger RNA. RefSeq names its product negative elongation factor E (gene Nelf-E). The record is from RefSeq and is a predicted model, not a curated record. Gene Ontology annotation, cellular component: NELF complex. The transcript has 3 exons. Bases 50 to 877 code for a protein of 275 amino acids. NCBI's taxonomy places the organism in Eukaryota, Metazoa, Arthropoda, Insecta, Hymenoptera, Vespidae. Gene Ontology annotation, molecular function: RNA binding. Gene Ontology annotation, biological process: negative regulation of transcription elongation by RNA polymerase II.
AGAGUGUUGUCACAAUUUAAAUUGUGACAGUCGCAAUCAAUAAUAUUACAUGCAAAAUAUGGUGUAUUUGCAUUUUCCGUCAAAUUUAACUGAAGAAGAAUUGAUGCUACAAGCUAAAUAUAAUAAAUUAAAAAGAAAGAAAAAAGCAUUACAGGAUUUGAAAGCUCCUAAACAAGAAGCAGAACGUGUGCCACAAGUACCAAAACGUCCGACGGAAGCAAGAGAUGCUCGAGAAGUUGCUAAGAAAUUGAUAAAGUCUGGCGUUAUUACAGCACCGAAGACACCUAAGAGACCAGAACAAUCAUUUAAAAGGCCUCGUGGACUAGAAAGAAAAUUAAAUAGUACAGAGAAAACAAUAAGUUCUUAUCAACCAUUUUCAGCAGCUCAACUGGAAGAAGAAGAAAAUGAAGCAGUAAGGCCAAGAGUGAAAGAUUUAUAUGAUAGUUUUGUUAGUGCUCAAGAUUCAGAAGAUAGAACUGUAGUAGAUAAACAAGCACCACUUAAACAAGAAUUGAAACCACGAGCUGGUAAUACAAUUUUUGUUUGUGGUUAUAAAAUAUCUGAAGAUUUCUUAAAGAAGCACUUUCAGACAUUUGGCAAUGUAAUUAAUAUAUCAAUGGAGGCAGAAAAAAAUCGAGGAUUUGUGACGUUCGACAAACCUGAUGCAGCUGAGAGAGCGAUAAGUGAAAUGGAUGGCAGCAUGGUUUCUUCUAUUCAGUUAAAAGUUUCAUUGGCGAGAAGACAACCAAUAAUAGAAUCUAUAAAUGAUGCUUCUUCUAGUUCAAUGUGGACACCAAUAGCAGCUAAUUAUUCCCAGAAAAGUAUACAUAAAGAUAGACGUGAGUUAAAAGUUUAUGAGGAAGAUCUUUUUCAGUAACGCGAAGUUUUGUAGUUUAAUUUUUACCCUUGUACAUAUUCAAGUUUUUGUAUAUUUAUUGUUAAGAAUGUUAAGAAUAUUUGAUUAGAUAAUCUUAUAUUUAUGUUGUUAUUAAAUAGUAUAAGACGAAAAUGAAAAAGCAAAAGUUGCUUUUUUGCAAUAUUUUGAAAUUUAACAUAUACAAUACUAAAUAUAUUAGAAAUUAUUAAUAUUUUAUGACAAAAAGAAGACAUUCGAGUCUCAAUAUAUUGUGAAAUAAUAUUUGUUUUCAAAGAAAAUGAAAAAACAAAAAAAAUCGAAACGUUGUGUUGCACAAUUUUUUUUAUAUUUCACAUUUUUCUAAGGAUAACUACAAGUAUUGAAGAGAUCUAUAGAUCUCUCUUAUUGCGGUAAAUUUUAUAAAUAAGGCAUAUUAAUUUAGAUUUAAUAGCACAUUUAAUGUUGUCCUUUUGUAAGACUUUCAUAAUUGUAUAAAGCUAGCAUUAUCAUUAUGAUAAUCAUUGUAGCUAUCGUUGUUGUUUUCGUCAUUAUAACAUCAUUAUUAAUAUAUAAAAUAAACUUACUUAAAGAAUA